UUGGGUUCCAAACUUAUUAGUUGACUAUCCAUUUCUCAAAACUUUCAGCAAAAGCUCAUAAACAUGGGAGAAGGAAAGAGAUUAGAAGAAGAAGCUCAAACUUCCAAAAGACAUGGUGGUUGGAUCACCUUCCCCUUCAUCAUAGGUUCUUUUGCUUGCAUGACAUUAGCAACAGGAGGAUGGCUUUCAAAUUUGAUAGUGUAUUUGAUUAAGGAAUACAACAUUAAUAGUAUCGACGCUACUUUGAUUUUCAACAUUGUUAGUGGAUGCCUUUGUGUUUUUCCCGUUGUUGGAGCUGUUCUUGCUGAUUCUUUCUUUGGAUCUUUCUUUGUUGUUGCCAUUUCCACUUCCAUUUCUCUUUUGGCCAUGAUUUCCCUUACACUAACAGCAACAAUCCAUUCUCUAAGACCACAACCAUGUGAUCAUGAUAAUACCUCAAACACGUGUUCCUCAUCACCUUCGAGACUCCAAUACACAAUCUUAUACUCGAGCAUUAUCUUAGCAUGUCUUGGAUCUGGAGGCUCUCGUUUCACCACAGCAACUUUUGGAGCAAAUCAAUAUGAUACAACUAAAGAUCAAAACAUUUUCUUCAAUUGGUUUUUUGUCACUCUCUAUGCUGGAUUUGUUGCUAGUUCCACAGCUAUUGUCUAUAUUCAAGACAAUGUUAGUUGGGGUUGGGGCUUUGGCAUAAGCCUUGCCGCCAACUUAAUUGCCCUAGCUAUUUUCUUACUCGGAAAUCGCUUCUAUCGCCUAGAUAAGCCUAUAGGGAGUCCCUUCACUUCACUCGCUCGAGUUCUUGUGGCUACGACUCGAAAAAGCCUGGCUCGGGUGCAGGUGGGAAGUGAUGAAGGUUGCUACUAUUAUGGUGAUCAGGACCAUCGUGUGGGGAGGCUGGUUGUGGAUGAACUAAUGUUGACAAAGAGUUUUAGGUGUUUGAAUCGUGCGGCUCUAAUAACGCAAGGAGAUGUCCAUUUGGAUGGAACCAUUGCGAAACCUUGGAGGCUUUGUAAAGUACAAGAAGUAGAAGAUUUCAAAACUUUACUUAAAAUCUUUCCUCUUUGGUCAACUAGCAUUUUCCUCUCUGUGCCCAUUGCAAUCCAAGGAAGCUUAACUGUCCUCCAAGCCUUAACCAUGGACCGUCAUCUUGGUCCGAACUUCAAAAUUCCUGCCGGGUCUUUCUCCGUCAUCAUCUUCAUCUCCACCACCAUCUCACUAACCCUAGUCGAUCGAUUUCUUUACCCUAUUUGGCAAAAGUUGAUAGGACGAAUGCCACGACCUCUCGAACGCAUCGGUCUUGGCCAUGUUCUCAAUUUUAUUUCUAUGUUAGUCUCAGCAUUAGUAGAAUCGAAGAGACUCAAGAUUGCUCAUGUUCACCACCUUCAAGGCCAAGUUGAGGCAAUAGUACCAAUCUCAGCUUUGUGGCUUUUCCCACAACUAGUUUUGGUUGGCAUGGGAGAAGCUUUUCAUUUUCCUGGACAAGUUGGAUUGUACUAUCAAGAAUUCCCGAUGUCGUUGCGUAGCACAGCUACGGCGAUGAUCUCGCUCGUGAUUGCCGUUGCAUAUUAUCUUAGCACGGGUUUGAUCGAUCUACUUCAUAAGGUUACAAAAUGGUUGCCUGAUGAUAUUAAUCGAGGGAGACUCGACAAUGUUUAUUGGAUGAUAUCUGUGAUUGGAGUGAUUAAUUUUGGAUAUUAUUUAGUGUGUGCUAGGUGCUACAAGUAUCAAAAUGUUGAAGAUGGUGGGAAGAAUAUUAAUGAUUCUAUAACUCAACAUUGAGAACUCAUAUUAUAUUGUUAGUGUGACAGAAAGUUUGUAAGAAACUAGUAAAUAAAAGUUUGUAAGAAACUAGUAGAUCGAUUAUCUAUUAAGAACCACUUUUCAAUUUACUCUAA
Molecule: messenger RNA, 1892 nt
Organism: Cucumis melo (muskmelon)
Lineage: Eukaryota; Viridiplantae; Streptophyta; Magnoliopsida; Cucurbitales; Cucurbitaceae
Product: protein NRT1/ PTR FAMILY 2.7-like
Exons: 4
Coding region: 64-1776 (570 amino acids)
Biological process (GO): transmembrane transport; oligopeptide transport
Cellular component (GO): plasma membrane
Molecular function (GO): transmembrane transporter activity
Source: RefSeq, a predicted model, not a curated record